Ruditapes philippinarum (Manila clam) is the source of this 1269-nucleotide messenger RNA. RefSeq lists its product as uncharacterized. The transcript has 7 exons. Bases 448 to 951 code for a protein of 167 amino acids. The record is from RefSeq and is a predicted model, not a curated record. Lineage: Eukaryota; Metazoa; Mollusca; Bivalvia; Venerida; Veneridae.
AAAUGUGUGAAUACAUGAAAUUGUCUAUUAUAAAAAUAUUGAGUUUUCAGUUUAUUUGCAGUUUGUUUAAUUUACAGAAAACGUGAGCAAUACAAAAAUGUGUAAAACAAAUAAUUUAAUUAAAUCACCGUAAUGCCUGUUAGAACGGGAUAUGCCCCAGUACUCGGUGUACACGAUGCACGAGAAUUACUUAUUAUUCAUGAAAAUAAGUUGGGAGAGAAAAAAUUAGCACGUGAAUAUCGUGAUUUCUGUUAUAAUUAUUUUGACAAAUGAGGGGAAUGUACUUUACUAAUAUUAGUGCUGUUAUUGUAGAAAUAUUUUAUCGCUGGGUAAAUAACAUUGAAAGUUGCAAACACAACUCCUUUAUUAUUUGGCACCACGAAUGCUUUGCUUCAAACCAGGCGUGUGAUUCCGGUCCUAAUCGAGUUUGCAAGAUUUCGAAACCGCAUGCGCCAAAGAUACUAUGCAAGAAGAGGCAAGACUCUUGACCCAGAAACCCUGUUAAAUGAAACAGGAAAUGCCGACAUGGUCGUCUGUAAGAUUGCCAGCAAGUCAAAUAAAGUCGCUCCUCAAUGGUUGUCAUCUCUGAUUGGUGAAGUUGUUGAUAAUGAAAGUGCAACAGUGAUAGAGACCACAUCAGACGACAAACUUGUUGAAGAAUACGUGACAUGGAUCAUAGACAAGGCAGCUGACACUCUGAGACAGGAGUUGCCUAGAAACACAACCACCUUAACAGUGAGGCCAGCAGACGACAACAUAUCAUUGUCCUCCAGUAUCAUCAGCCAAAUUGCUGAUAUGGCUGUAACAGAGAGCUUGUCAAAUAUUGUGAUGGAUGCCGACAUCAACUACUCUGCUUUUAGAGCACCUAGAACUAUCAAAGAAUUCAAGGAAGCAUUUGGCAUAACCGGAUGUGACAUCAGUGAUGAUGGUCGUCCACCUGAAAGUGUGUAAGAUUGAAAGAAGAAGAAAGAAACCACGUGCAUGUCUAUUUUUGUUUGUUUUGUUUUGCUGUUUCGUUUUGAUUGCUUGUUUUGUUGUUGUUGUUUUUUUGCUUUGUUUGUUUUUUAUAUUAUUAUUUUCGUCUUUUCAUGUUCUGCUCAGGCAUCGAUUUUAUAUCUUUAAAUAUUAUUGUCAUAAACAUGUUUCUGAAUUUUAUUUUUACUAAUAAAGUCCAUUGAAACAUAAACUUGUCUAUAAUUUUCUAUCUUCCAGUAAAUUUCUCAUUGAAAUAGUCACAGUUUGAAACAUAUCGUUUUUAUGCUUUUCCAA